UGAACAUAUUAGAACAUAUAUUUUAUAUUUUCGAAAAAGUUGCAAGGAUGGCUUUCAAUUGGAAUCGAUUGUUUUGUUUUGUGAUUCAUCUUUCGUUGGUGAUGAGUUUGAAUGUUUCAGAUGAUGCACCAAUUACAUAUGCUGUGCUGUACAGUAACUUCAAACAUUUCUCGCAAGGUUGGGGGGAAGUUGAAUAUAGAGACUAUUCAAAAUCAUAUGCAGUGGUUGAUUAUUCUCAUUACGCGAAUAAUUUUGAUGAAUUUAGAGAAAAAUAUCCGUUUUUAACAAUCGAAACAACUGGUAAAGCUGAAUCUGAAUCAACUUUUGGGAAUCCAGGCAGAGGAAAGUUUGGCACAUUGACCUUCGAUACGAGAAAGUUUGACAGUAGUGAAUAUCAUAAUGAGAUUUUGGUUGUUGCGCAUGAUUCUAAAUUGAGUUCGUAUGGUGUUCGAGUCGAGAUCGGCAUUGGAUUUAAAAAAAAUGACAACGAAUUAUAUUUAAGACCAUUUAUUCAUGGAUAUUUUUAUAGCUGGUUUUAUAGUUUUAUGGUGGAGUUGAAAGAACUCUAGAUUUCGGUCUUGGUGUUACGAAUAUCACAUUUCAUCCUUCAAAAAUCGAAUAUGUAUUUGUCGAAUUGAAGAACUCUUUAUAACAAAAACGGAGUUCCUCUAAUUUUUCGAUACCUUCGACUUCAAUUCA
Messenger RNA from Contarinia nasturtii (swede midge), 699 nucleotides. RefSeq lists its product as uncharacterized. The coding region runs from base 48 to 569 and encodes 173 amino acids. The record is from RefSeq and is a predicted model, not a curated record. The transcript is spliced from 2 exons. NCBI's taxonomy places the organism in Eukaryota, Metazoa, Arthropoda, Insecta, Diptera, Cecidomyiidae.